AUGCAAUCAUGUCAUGACCCUUUCGAUGAAAGAUCAUCAUCCAUGAUGUCGAGUGCACUGUCAUCAUCAUCACCACCAUCGGAACACAAAAUGGAGGAUGAUGUUGCCAUUACGAACAGCAAGGAUCCAAGGUUUACUUUGGCCAAUGAGGAAGAAAUUACUCUAGAGGAUCUCUCCGCGGCAUGCCAUUCUUCGUCUGUGGAUAUUCAUACGAAUAAUAUUACAUCGUGGAAUCACAAACCUAUUAAUUUCAAUUUCCAAUCCCAUAUGAUAAACAAACACGCGCGAUUUACGGAUCCACUUCAAGUCAUUUCCAAAGAAGUAGAUACUGCUGUUCAAUUACUGCAUCGAUUACACCAACAUCGAUAUUUAUUGAAACAUUCGCUCUUAAAGCCUUUGAUGGAAGUUGGAAACCUUCUCUUUCAACCUUUGAGCGAAGAAGAAAAACUCAAACGAAGGAAAGAGAGAAGAAAGGCAGCGAAAAACAAGAGAAUUGAACAUGAUGAAAAGAUUUUACAAUCUACUGAAAUGAAAAAACGAAAACACGAAGAGUUAGCUGUUAUUAAAGAGCAACUCGAUCAGAAAAUGGAACACGAACAUUUCAUGUUGGAACAAACAGAGAAAGCCAUUGCAUUGGUAGAUUUUUCAGAACAACCCUUGAAACAAGUAAGAAAAGCUCGAAAAAUGUUUACGAAAAAACCUCCACAAGAUCAAAUUGAGGAAUUAAAUUCAUCAUCCGUGAUAGAUGCAUCGAAUUUGAGCUCUACUCCCACUCUGCAGGCAUUGCAACAUGUUGAUGAAAAAACUGAAACAAACAACACCACACAAGAAACACAAAGAGCAUCCGCAGAACCUUUAUUCUCUCAAAGAAAGUGUUAUCAAUGCAAAAAGUUGUAUAAUCAUGUCCAUUUCUUUUAUCACAAAAUGUGUCAAACAUGUGGUGAUUUUAAUUACAAAGCGAGAAAUGACACAUGCGAUCUUACAGGAAUGAUUGCCUUGAUAACUGGUGGAAGGGUAAAAAUUGAUGCUGCUAAGAGAUACAGCCAAGAGCCAGAUUUUAACACUUUCAAAACAAGACUUCAGAUCUACGGUUUGGAUUUAAAACAUAUUCCAAGUGUGUAUGCAUUUACUGAUUUUCUGAAACAAAAGCUUUCAAGAUUAGACAUUGUUAUCAACAAUGCUGCUCAAACAAUUAGAAGACCUUGCGCCUACUACAGACAUGUUUGUAAUGAUGAGUUGAGAGUCAGUUUUGACGAUUUAAGUGAUGGUAUCAAGCAAAUUCUUCCCACUGAUUUUCAUAUGAACAUUUCAUCAAUCCAACAUGCAGACACUGCUAUUAAGACGCUUUUGUCACCAGUGAGCGACAAAAUAUAUGCCUUGUCAAAUCAGAACUCUCAAUCAUUCACUGAUGAACAUCAUCAAAUUUCAAUCAGCCAAAACUCUUCCGUGAUGCCUAUGAGCUCAUUGAAGGCUCUCAACGAUUCUCAUAAUAUUUCAACGAGCUCUAUUGUGUCACAAAUUCCACUCCUUGAAGAAGAUCAUAUUUAUGACAGAGAAUCAUUCCCAUACUCUGUAAUGGAUAUUAAUAAGAGCCAAGUAGAUUUGAGGAAAACCAAUUCAUGGGUACAAAAUCUUGAGAGUGUUCCAUUUUAUGAAUUUCUGGAAGUCCAAACAAUUAAUGUAACAGCGCCUUUCAUUUUAACAUCACGUCUAAAAUCUCUAAUGACCAAGAUGCCUCACACCGACAAAUUCAUCAUUAACGUAAGCAGUAUGGAAGGCCAAUUUUAUAGAAAAAGUAAAUCCACCUUGCAUCCUCAUCUCAACAUGGCAAAGGCCUCUCUGAACAUGAUGACACGAACAUCUGCAGCCGAUUAUGCCAAAGACAAUAUUUAUAUGGUUUCUGUGGACACUGGAUGGAAUAACGAUGAGUCUCCUCUGAACAUUGAAAAUGUAAAACCGACAUACUUUUGUCCUCUCGAUGAGAUUGAUGGAGCUUCACGCAUACUCCAUCCCAUAAUUGCCUGCAAAAAGGAAGGAAAGAAAUAUUUUGGAGUUUUCUUAAAGAAUUAUGAACCGUAUUAUUGGUAA
This is a messenger RNA of Naegleria fowleri, 2088 nucleotides long. RefSeq lists its product as uncharacterized. NCBI's taxonomy places the organism in Eukaryota, Heterolobosea, Eutetramitea, Acrasida, Naegleriidae. The transcript is spliced from 4 exons. The record is from RefSeq and is a predicted model, not a curated record. Bases 1 to 2088 code for a protein of 695 amino acids.